Messenger RNA from Equus quagga, 341 nucleotides. RefSeq names its product 60S ribosomal protein L37a-like. The record is from RefSeq and is a predicted model, not a curated record. The transcript has a single exon. Gene Ontology annotation, molecular function: structural constituent of ribosome. Gene Ontology annotation, biological process: translation. Gene Ontology annotation, cellular component: ribosome. Lineage: Eukaryota; Metazoa; Chordata; Mammalia; Perissodactyla; Equidae. The coding region runs from base 16 to 282 and encodes 88 amino acids.
CUAGUUCGCGGCAGGAUGGCCAAACGCACCAAGAAGGUCGGCAAGUACGGCACGCGGUAUGGCGCCUCCCUGAGGAAGACGGUGAAGAAGAUUGAGAUCAGCCAGCACGCCAAGGACACGUGCUCCUUCUGCGGGAAGACGAAGAUGAAGCGGCGCACGGUAGGCAUCUGGCACUGCGGCUCCUGCAUGAAGACGGUGGCCGGCGGCGCGUGGACCUACAAUACCACUUCUGCCGUCACAGUAGAGUCCGCCAUCAGAAGACUGAAGGAAUUGAAAGACUAGUAGAAGCUCCGCCGUUUGAAACAUUGCUGGGCCUGUAAUAAAUGGGUUAAUUUAUGUAA